GGCGUUGCUUUCCUUUUUUCUCGAUGAGCUGACGUCAUGGCGAUAAGGAGACCUUUUUUAGUCUGAGUUCCAGCCCAAAACCCACACUCUCUGGUUACUAGUGAGCCCAGCGACAUAGGUGUCUCCUGUGGAAAAGUAUUACCUAACUGACAAACAUGGCCAAUCAAGGACCAGCUUACGGAUUUAGUAGGGACAUUCGGAACAAGAUUGAGAAGAAGUAUGAACCUGAACUGGAGGAGCGGCUAGUGGAGUGGAUUAUUGCUCAGUGUGGGGCAAGUGUGGGUCGACCUGAACCAGGGAGAUUAGGUUUCCAAGCUUGGCUUAAGGAUGGCACAGUACUGAGUCUACUGAUUAACAGUCUUUAUUCAGAAGACAAGAAACCCAUUAAGAAGAUUCAAGACAGUGACAAGGCUUUUAAACAAAUGGAACAAGUGUCACGAUUUCUGAUAGCAGCUGAGGCAUAUGGAGUCAACAAAACUGACAUCUUCCAGACUGUGGAUCUGUGGGAAUCAAAGGAUAUGGCUGCUGUUCAGAGAACCCUCAUGGCUUUGGGAAGUAUUGCAGUAACAAGAAAUGAUGGACAUUACCAUGGUGAUCUAAACUGGUUCCACAAGAAAGCGCAAGAGAACAAGCGUGAGUUCACAGAAGAGCAACUGGCCCAGGGGAAGAACAUUAUUGGCCUCCAGAUGGGAAGCAAUCAGGGAGCAUCGCAGGCUGGGAUGAUUGGCUAUGGACAAACCAGACAGAUCAUUAGCUAAAAAACAAUACUCAUUGAACUCUGUAAAGCAUGAUUUUACCAUUUCAAAAGUCAACACAAGUCUAAACAGCUCAUAACACUAAACCUUCAAUUGUGAUAGACAGUAGUGGUUAUUUAUUUGGCAGUUUCUAAAAAAAAAACUUAACCAGUUUUAUUCCCCUUGGAUAUGGGCUGUAAUUUGGAAUGAUUGCAAGACAAAAUAUGCAUACCCACCCUGAGCUGCCAAGGACUGCAUGUCACAUUGCUAACUUGUAAUUGUGGAAUCGUGUAUUAGCAUGUUGGCGAGGCUUAUUGUUUUGUAUGGCUUAACCAGUCUGCUUUACGUUUUACUUUGUCACUGUCAAUCUAUCUAGUUACUAAAGAAAUAGUGUACAUUUAAAGAGUCAAUUAUCAUUUGAAAGACAUUUUUGGAAUAACUGAGGCAGAGCGUAAUAACAGGAUUGAAUGAUUUCUGUAAAUGGCCAAAGGAAUUCAAAGGGAACACAUGAAAUGAAUACAUUGCCAUUCCAAUGACAUUCCUAUUUUUUUUUAAAAAAAAACUUAUUUUGCUGCUCACCUUGUUUCAACAAGUUACUCUCUCAAAAUUCACCCUCUCUUGUCAUGUAUGCAGCACUGAUGCUGUGGGGAAUGUUUACUUGCUAGCAAACCUUGAUUUCCAAAACAUUAUUAUCCAAGUUUAAGGAAAAAAUGUUACCUAAAGUAAGCACUUACAACUCUGCUAAGUAACAACUGUUUAUGCUAGGAGCCAAUAAAUGAGUGUAGUUGUAGCAUUAAUCUGUUUAAGCAGGUUGUCUUGUAAGGAGGACUCAUUUAUGAUCAAUUUCUGAAACAAAUGUUGUACAAAAAGUGUCCCUGCUGAGAAUUACUGUUUUCAAGUAUGUUGUACAUUAAUUAUUUGUUAAGCAAAAAUUCUGAAUUUUUAGCCCUAAAUUUUGUACAUUUUUUUGCUUUUGUCAUUUUGAAACCAUAACAAAUAAAGUUGAGAUGGACAAUU
This is a messenger RNA of Carcharodon carcharias (great white shark), 1751 nucleotides long. RefSeq names its product transgelin (gene tagln). NCBI's taxonomy places the organism in Eukaryota, Metazoa, Chordata, Chondrichthyes, Lamniformes, Lamnidae. The transcript has 5 exons. The record is from RefSeq and is a predicted model, not a curated record. Gene Ontology annotation, molecular function: protein binding. Bases 156 to 758 code for a protein of 200 amino acids.